Molecule: messenger RNA, 870 nt
Organism: Ylistrum balloti
Lineage: Eukaryota; Metazoa; Mollusca; Bivalvia; Pectinida; Pectinidae
Product: zinc finger protein 862-like
Exons: 5
Coding region: 1-870 (289 amino acids)
Molecular function (GO): protein dimerization activity
Source: RefSeq, a predicted model, not a curated record
AUGUCUUUCUCGGACUCCCUCAUCUCCAGAAAAGACAAACUUCUUGACAACUUGAUUGUAAAUAUUGAGGCAAGAUUUGGAGGAGAUUCAAACCUAUUUAAAGCUUCUUCCAUCCUCUCCUUAAAAACAUGGCCUAGAGAUCUGAACUUGGAUAUAGAUUUUGGGGAUGAACACAUGCAUUCAUUACUGCAAAGCUGUGGCCCAGCUCUAAAAGGAACCUGCCCUGACAUACAUCUAGAGAAUAUUGAACACGAGUGGACAAGACUUAAAACAACAUUGGUAUCUAGAAAGCAGGGUAAACCAUCUUCACUGACAGAACUUGAGGAAGCCUUUGGGGAAGAUUUUCCCAAUCUUUUUCUGCUCUUCAACUACCUCCUGACACUGCCCGGGUCUUCUGUUGAGGCAGAAAGAGGGUUUUCCUGUAUGAAAAUUGUAAAAAAUGACUGGAGGUCACGGUUAGGAGAGGACAAUCUGUGUGACCUGAUGCUUGUCACACUGGAGACAGCAGAAGUUGAAGCCUUUGAUCCCCUUCCAGCCAUUAACCUCUGGUAUGGACAGGGCCAGAGAGCCAGACGUCCCUUCUACAAGGAUGAGUUAAAGCGGUGUAACAUUCCAAAGCAGAUGGUAGUGUUGGAUCCACAAACACAGGAACAAAUUUCUGUGGAGGAAGACAUCAGCUAUGAUGAUCAUCACAUUUAUCUUGAUGGACAGCCUUUGGAGAACGUUGAUGAUGUAGGAUCUACAGUUCUUGACAACUCCAGCAGUGAUGAGGAAAGUGAUGAAAUGUCACACAGGGAUUUGAUUGAACUACAGCAAAAAUCCUACAAGAUGUUUUUAGAUGUUAUGAAACAACAGUCAAGUGUUUUCUGA